GGAGCGGAGCGCUGAGACCAAGGGCUAAAGCUGGGAGGUGAGUCAGUCACCUUGAGCAGCGAGAGUGCGGUGGGCCGAGCAGGGGCUGCAGGGGAGUGGGAGUGCAGAUUGAAAAAUGCAGACCACCAAGGCACUGCUCGUUACUCCAGUUCUGAUCCGCUCCUGUACCAGGGGUCUAAUCAGGCCUGUGUCUGCCUCCCUCUUUAGUAGACCAGAGGCCCUGUCUAAACAGCCUUCCUGCAGCAGCUCCCCUCUCCAGGUGGCCACACGGGAAUUCCAAACCAGUGUUGUUUCCCGGGACAUUGACACAGCUGCCAAGUUUAUUGGUGCUGGGGCUGCCACAGUUGGCGUGGCUGGAUCAGGGGCUGGCAUUGGAACAGUGUUUGGUAGCUUGAUUAUCGGCUAUGCCAGGAACCCGUCUCUCAAGCAACAGCUCUUCUCCUAUGCCAUUCUGGGCUUUGCCCUGUCUGAAGCCAUGGGGCUCUUCUGUCUGAUGGUCGCCUUCCUCAUUCUCUUCGCCAUGUGAGGCUCCGUGGGGUCAGCCAGCCAUCCCUGCUGCUUCGACUCCAUGCCAGUCCUGGUGCUGGAGUGUGCUAAGCUUUACCAUUAAACAAUGUUUCUCUAAACCA
Mesocricetus auratus (golden hamster) is the source of this 629-nucleotide messenger RNA. It is a transcript of the gene Atp5mc1, whose product is annotated as ATP synthase membrane subunit c locus 1. The record is from RefSeq and is a predicted model, not a curated record. Lineage: Eukaryota; Metazoa; Chordata; Mammalia; Rodentia; Cricetidae. The transcript has 5 exons. Bases 116 to 526 code for a protein of 136 amino acids. Gene Ontology annotation, molecular function: proton transmembrane transporter activity. Gene Ontology annotation, biological process: proton motive force-driven ATP synthesis; proton transmembrane transport.